This is a messenger RNA of Sander lucioperca (pikeperch), 918 nucleotides long. Its product is annotated as ubl carboxyl-terminal hydrolase 18-like. Bases 1 to 918 code for a protein of 305 amino acids. The transcript has a single exon. The record is from RefSeq and is a predicted model, not a curated record. Gene Ontology annotation, biological process: protein deubiquitination. Gene Ontology annotation, cellular component: cytosol; nucleus. Gene Ontology annotation, molecular function: cysteine-type endopeptidase activity; cysteine-type deubiquitinase activity. NCBI's taxonomy places the organism in Eukaryota, Metazoa, Chordata, Actinopteri, Perciformes, Percidae.
AUGCGUGGCCUGAUUAAUCCCGGAGCAUAUUGCAGCAUCAACAGCGUUGUCCAGUGUCUGUACAAGACACCCGAGCUGCGGGAUCUCAUCAGGCGAGUUGACGACGAGCACAGCCCUCGGGAAUCGGUACCCUCGAGCCUUAAGCGUCUCGUCUACGAGAUGAGCGAAGAUGCGCAUUCGCCGUGCAACCCGAGCUCCCUUGUGGACUCGAUGAGAGCUUACGGCGGAGUGUCCUUCUACGCUCAGGAGGACUCGGACGCCGUGUUCAGGUGCAUCCUCGAAGCUCUAGCACGCGGAUGUGAGCACGCUAAAAGGAUCGGCGCACUGUGGGACAUCAAGAGUGAGGACUGUGUGCGUUGCCUGGGGUGCAACAAUGUCCAGACCAGACGCAAUAAGUCCAACACCGUACCCGUGUUUAUUGAAGAUAAUCUCCCCAACGAGCUCCAAAGAUAUAUUGAAGGAUACUCUGAGAACACGUUGACAAGAUGUGACUACUACUGUGGACAAUGUCAGACGUCAACUCAGGUUGAAAUCACGGGCAACGUGGUGUCAUUACCCCCGGCCGUGUGUGUGGCGAUCCAACAUGUUCACAACAUCGGCAAGAAUACGGCUAACAUAGUAAAGCUUGCAAAGCGCGUUGCAUUCCCGGAGAAUCUGGAUCUGAAAUACAUGAUGAAAGACCCAGAAGUGCAUCGGACGGUCUAUGAGCUGUACGCAGUUGUAGCCCACAUUGGUACGCACCACUGUGGGCAUUAUACAGCUUAUGUGAGGGGAGAUGAUGACACUUGGUAUCAUGCAGACGACACUCUCGUGAGAGCGUGCUCCUGGGAGGAUGUCACGGCGACGUACGAAGCAGGACCCCUACACACUGGGCUAGCAUAUAUGCUUAUGUACAGAAGACAAUCGGCUGUCAUUUGA